AAACAAACAAACAACAACACCCCAAACUUUUCAUCAACUUUUGGCGAUGGGCUGUUUUGGAUAUUUGCUAUUUCUUUGUGGGUUGAGUCGAGCUAUGUCAAGUUACCCAAUCUGGUGGUCCUUGGCCAUCGGUCACCAGUAUUCCUCCCUGGGGACUCAGCCCAUCCUCUGCGGCAGCAUCCCAGGGCUGGUCCCGAAGCAGCUGCGCUUCUGUCGGAACUAUGUGGAGAUCAUGCCCAGCGUGGCAGAAGGGGUCAAGAUCGGGAUCCAGGAGUGCCAGCACCAGUUCCGUGGGAGGAGGUGGAAUUGCACCACCGUUAAUGACAGCUUGGCCAUAUUUGGGCCUGUGCUAGAUAAAGCUACCAGGGAGUCGGCCUUCGUCCACGCCAUCGCCUCCGCUGGUGUUGCUUUUGCGGUGACCAGAUCCUGCGCCGAGGGCUCAGCCACCAUCUGCGGCUGCGAUACUCGCCACAAGGGACCCCCCGGGGAAGGCUGGAAAUGGGGAGGCUGCAGUGAAGACGUGGAGUUUGGGACCAUGGUGUCUCGAGAGUUUGCGGAUGCCCGGGAGAACAGGCCAGAUGCUCGGUCAGCCAUGAACAGGCACAACAACGAAGCUGGGAGAACAUCCAUUAUUGAUCACAUGCAUCUGAAGUGCAAAUGUCAUGGUCUGUCAGGCAGCUGUGAGGUGAAGACGUGCUGGUGGUCCCAGCCGGAUUUCAGGGUCAUCGGUGACUAUCUCAAGGACAAAUAUGACAGCGCUUCUGAAAUGGUGGUGGAGAAGCAUCGGGAGUCCCGUGGCUGGGUCGAGACGCUCAGGCCCAAGUACAACUUCUUCAAGGCCCCAACUGAGAGAGAUCUGGUUUACUAUGAGAACUCACCAAACUUUUGUGAGCCGAACCCCGAGACGGGCUCCUUUGGGACCCGCGACCGGAUCUGCAACGUCACCUCCCACGGGAUAGACGGAUGCGACCUUCUGUGCUGCGGCCGCGGGCACAACACAAGGACUGAGAAACGGAAAGAGAAGUGCCACUGUAUCUUCCACUGGUGCUGCUACGUCAGCUGCCAGGAAUGCAUACGAGUCUACGACGUUCACACGUGCAAGUAAAGCAGGAGUUCCCUGGACAGGCUCCAUGCAGAGAAACAGAUUUGAGCCUGCUUCUUCUGAGGUUGUGUAGAUGGGAAAGAUCUACUUUUUUUUAUAGUAAAAGAAAAAAUAAAAAAGGCUAAAACUGGCUGGAUAGAAUAGAUCUAAUGACUUCUUGGUCGUCCCAAGAUGCAUCUGGAGGCUAACAUUACAAAUAUGGAACUCCAUACAAAAAGAUUAUGCACCGGUUAGGAGACUGUGAUUUCUUUAACUACCCAACAGAACAGAACUGCAGAGAAGAUUGUUAGCAGGGGGCAUGACUCUUUGCUCUUCUCUCAACUAACCUAAAGAGACUCCUGCUAUUAAGUGUCCUUUGAAAGACUUGCAACUUCCUGAACACCUGCUGUUCCCAACCCAAUAGGAAGAGGUGAUGUCGGACAACAGCUCUGAACGUACUGAGAUCCUUUCCAAGCUCCAGCAACCAGAGUCUGUGUGCAACAUGAAUGGCAAAAAAUUCAAAUAAAAUAAAAUAUUCAAUUCAUUAAAAAAAAAAACCUUCUUCCACUUCUUCUGGGAACAGGGGAAUUCUGCAAACAUUCCUUACUGCUAUAGAAUGGACGAGCUCUUAGCAUGAACUUUUUAACAUAGUGGUUUCUGCCAGAUUUGACAUAGGACGCAGUGACACAGUUAGUACUUCUGCAGAGAAAGAGACUGCUGAUGGAUUACUACCAAGGGCCCACUGACACCAAUGCAACAGGCGUGGUAGAUGCUUUGAUCUGUAUACACAUGCGUGCAUGUCGUACGUAAAAACUCAGUGCACAGAAGGGAACCCAGCAAACGCAUGGCCACAGAGACCGAGAUGGCUUGUUUUCCUCAGCAGACACACCAGCAGACAUUGACCCAACUGUGGCUGUGGAGGCAGGGGUGUGACUCAGCCGAUUAGAAGGAGGCUGCCCGUUGAGACGUGCAGUGGGGUAGGGCACAAACCGCCUGUGAUUAAGGUGGUGAGGACAUCAUUUGCACCACAGGCCAACAAGGAAAGGAGAGCAGGAAAGGUGUUUCCCCACCUCUGCUUAAGAAACAAAGUAACAUUGGAAAGUGCACUUAGUUCAUUUUAUCGGCUCCAUACAGCUCAUGCAGGCUAAUCGGGGGGCUCAGCAGAAUCCUCAGAACAGAAAUCUGUAGGGAACAGCGGUUCUGCAGGACUGCGUGUUAUGUGUUGAUAGACAAUCCCUGAACUGGAACAGCCUUGGACUCUGGCCAAGUUUGGAGCCAGAUCCAACCUCCGCAACUAGUGUCUCUAUAACAGGCCAAAUCAAAAACCUUGUGUCCGAACCUCCCUCAAUUUUGGGAAAGUUUGGAUCCAGCUCCAAAUCCCAACUCUGCAGCACAGCCCUAUCUCUGCUGUUCGGCUGUUUCGCCCCUUUGACUCCGUUCCUUUGCCUGUGUUGUGUUGCAAGCUGUCGUACCUCUGAUACCUAGAUCAGGAUUGCCAAUUUACAGUAGCAAAUGUAACUUGCUGAAUGGUAAUCCAGGCUCCACCUGGGGUUGUGGGUUCUCAGGCCAGACGCUUCACUCCCUCACACUGGCUUUGACAGCAGUAUAACCUUAUUGGUUUUGGUUGCAUUAUUCCUGGUUUACACUGGUGUAAGUGAGAGGUGAAUGAAGCACAGAGUCACAUCACGCGUAGCCUUUGCCUCCUUUGUGCCUCACCCUCUUUUCCCCACCUGCUGGGGGUCCCAUCUAGAGAAAUGAGAAAGGGCCUGAUUUAUUUUUCCUUUUGCCAUCAAGAAUUGCAGAAAUGGAAAUGAGGCUAGAGCAAUGGGAGCCCUUCCACCGACUGCCAGGGGAGCUGGAUCACAACUCUGGACUAGGUUGUGACUACACACCUGAGUGGGGAAAUACAAGCACCUCCUCGAGCUGGCUUUCUCUCUGCAACCUGAGCAGGCGAGCUGGGAGAAUACAGCCGAGACAAGGAAUGAACGGAGUCUAAUCCCCAUGGAGAAAAAUGGGGAGGGAGUUGUGCCCCAGAGGCAUGUCUCUGAGUCCCAGCGCCUCCCGGACUACUUCUAAAUUGAGCUGUGCCCAGAGGCGCAAGCUAGCCCUCUGGAUUGACGAGGUCACUUUUGUCUACUCUGUGUGUAAAGGCUGAAUGAUGCCAGAGUGACUUCAUCUGUGGUUUAGAAAAGAGAAAGAACGUAUAAGUAGAGAAUUAGGCAUGGUUUUGCAUCCCUGCCCAUCCUGGCUAAUAGCCAUUGCAGAAGGAAAUGGCCUAGGAUAGGGAUAUUCGUGCACUAGCUUUAAAAGGAAGGGAAACAGCUGGACAUUUUUGAAAAUCUUACCUGGAGUGGAAGGAGUCCUUAAAACAAACUGGAAAAGAUUUGGUAAGGAAAAAUAAAUAAAUGCAGUUCAUGAUCCAGGGACCGCAAACACAUGGCAGGU
Gopherus flavomarginatus (Mexican gopher tortoise) is the source of this 3526-nucleotide messenger RNA. It is a transcript of the gene WNT3A, whose product is annotated as Wnt family member 3A. The record is from RefSeq and is a predicted model, not a curated record. Gene Ontology annotation, cellular component: extracellular region. The coding region runs from base 47 to 1105 and encodes 352 amino acids. Lineage: Eukaryota; Metazoa; Chordata; Testudines; Testudinidae. The transcript is spliced from 4 exons. Gene Ontology annotation, molecular function: cytokine activity; frizzled binding. Gene Ontology annotation, biological process: neuron differentiation; canonical Wnt signaling pathway; multicellular organism development.